CGCCUAUUAUACCAAAGUUUUAAAAACGUCAAGAUAUCAAAUUUCUAACCUCUAAACUAUAUUUUGUGAUUAGUAAACUAAUUUGCUUUUUUAAAUUGCUCAGUUAUCAAUAAGUUAAAAAUGAAGAAAAAGGUUCUACUCAUGGGCAAAAGCGGUUCGGGUAAAACUAGUAUGAGAUCGAUAAUAUUUGCGAAUUAUAUUGCUCGUGAUACGCGAAGAUUGGGCGCAACAAUCGAUGUUGAGCACUCUCACGUUCGUUUCUUGGGCAACCUAGUUCUUAAUCUGUGGGACUGCGGAGGUCAAGAAGCCUUCAUGGAAAACUACUUCGCUUCGCAGCGCGAUAACAUCUUUAGAAAUGUGGAAGUGUUAAUUUACGUUUUCGAUGUUGAAAGUAGGGAGCUAGAGAAGGACAUGCAUUAUUAUCAGUCGUGUUUAGAGGCGAUCUUACAAAAUUCUCCCGAUGCUAAAAUAUUUUGUCUAAUACACAAGAUGGAUUUGGUAGCCGAGGAUCAACGUGACAUUAUUUUUCGUGAACGCGAAGCCGACUUGAAAAGGUUGUCGAAGCCUCUCGAAUGCACUUGUUUUCGAACUUCGAUUUGGGACGAAACGCUUUAUCGCGCAUGGUCGAGUAUUGUAUACAUGUUAAUACCAAAUGUACAGGCUUUAGAAAGUAGUUUGAGGCAGUUCGCCAAUAUUGUCGAUGCGGAUGAAGUCUUAUUAUUCGAACGUGCCACAUUUUUAGUUAUCUCAUAUUGCCAACGUAAACCUCACAGAGACGUGCAUAGAUUUGAGAAGGUGUCGAAUAUUAUUAAGCAAUUUAAAUUAUCCUGCUCGAAGUUAGCAGCCCAAUUUCAAAGUAUGGAAGUUAGAAAUUCGGCAUUCGCCGCUUAUAUAGAUAUGUUUACAAGUAACACCUAUGUAAUGGUUUGCAUGUCCGAUCCGCAAAUACCCUCGGAGGUUACCCUUAUCAAUAUUAGAAAUGCUAGAAAGCAUUUUGAAAAGCUGGAGAAAGUUUCUAGUUCGGGGCCUACGACAGCUCAUCGCUGAAGUCUAUUCUAAAUAGUCUAGCUAGAUCAUAGAUUUUGUAAUUAAAUGAAUAUAUAUUCGUAUCAUAAUGGAUGGAUUUCUGUUUUAAGGCCAUAUACUGAAUUUGUGCAGUUCCAAAUAGGGAUACACCAAAAAUAAUCGAUUUCUGUUUUUUUUUAUAAAACAAAUUUUUCAAAAUACGUACUGCUUGGAUUUGCAUUGUUACAAUAAGUUGAUUGGUGAGAACAAUAAUUCAGUAAAAGAAAUCCGAUAUCCAUAUUUUGUUUUACAUAAUUAUUUCACCCACCAAUUAACAAAUUUCCUGUUGGGGCAGUAAAAAAUAAUUAAAACGGUUUAUUGUAGACCUACCUAAAGGUCUGUCUAAUGUAUAUUAUGUUAUCUAUUGCUAAAAUUAAACAAAUAUAAUUUUGUAUGAUGAA
Photinus pyralis (common eastern firefly) is the source of this 1466-nucleotide messenger RNA. It is a transcript of the gene RagA-B, whose product is annotated as ras-related GTP-binding protein A. Gene Ontology annotation, cellular component: lysosome; nucleus; Gtr1-Gtr2 GTPase complex. The record is from RefSeq and is a predicted model, not a curated record. Gene Ontology annotation, biological process: cellular response to amino acid stimulus; positive regulation of TOR signaling; cellular response to starvation. The coding region runs from base 121 to 1047 and encodes 308 amino acids. Lineage: Eukaryota; Metazoa; Arthropoda; Insecta; Coleoptera; Lampyridae. Gene Ontology annotation, molecular function: GTP binding; GTPase activity. The transcript is spliced from 3 exons.